Molecule: messenger RNA, 2322 nt
Organism: Cinclus cinclus
Lineage: Eukaryota; Metazoa; Chordata; Aves; Passeriformes; Cinclidae
Gene: MESD
Product: mesoderm development LRP chaperone
Exons: 4
Coding region: 1609-2175 (188 amino acids)
Biological process (GO): protein folding
Molecular function (GO): low-density lipoprotein particle receptor binding
Source: RefSeq, a predicted model, not a curated record
GCGCGGCCCGGGAAGCAGUGGGAUAACGGAGAGCGAGGAGCCGGCCCGGCCCCGGCCCCGGCGCGGGCAGCCCGCCAGAUGCUGCUGCCUGCCAUGAUGUUCUGUGUGAUUUGUGCCAUUCCCCAAGGACAAAGCAGAGAGAUCCUUGGUUUGGACAGGUCCUGCAAUGCCUCCUCCACCAGUCUCCCUCCACAGAAACCCAGCUGGUCCUUAACUGUGGCAGCUCCUAUUAGCUGACAGGGCCACCAAAGGUCUUAGUAACUGCUACAAUAUAAACCAAAUACUUUUCUAGUUCAUCUAGUUCAUCCACAAGACUGAUCCAGUCUUUAUCUGCCCCGGUAUUAGCAAGGGGGAAGUCUGGUAACUUUUGUCCUGUAGUAGGUGUUGCAUGCAGACAGUGUCCACGGAAGUCUUGCCAAAUGCCAUUCUCCUCCUAUAGCAGCCCUGGGGGUUUAGCUUUUCUGCAUAUUAAGUGUUUGGGGAAGUGUGAAUUGGCUUUUGCUUUUUGAAAAAAAAAUAUAUAGAAAAUACCACCUUCAUGAGUAAUUUUUACCAUGGAAGUGGCAUUUCCUGGAGCAGCUCCCCAUUAGAUCAGUCCAACAGACUGCAGGGCUGCUGCCUAGGUACACCUGGCCUGGCUGGAUUCCCUCUUAGUCUGUGUUUCCUAUGAACAUACAGUCUCACUCUAAAAGGCACCAUCUUGGGGGUGGAUUCUCUUGGGCUGCUAACCUGAGCAGAGCUGAGACUCAGCAAGGUACGUGCUUUAAAGUGCAGUACAUGUUGAUUGAAGAGGAAACUUGUACCCAGUGAUGUUUGGGGUGGGUAUUUGCUUUAUAAGUCUUCUGCACAUCUAUUUCAAAGAGAAUGUGCUCAUACCCUUUUAUUUCAUGGCUGCUUAGUCCAAAGGUGAUCCACAGGACUUGGGCAGCUCACUGAAUUGGUAUAAAAACGUGGAAGGUGUGAAAAUCAGGUGGCCAUGCUUGGCUUUAAAAAGAUUUCACUGACAGAGUCUGAAUGAAUUAACUCUCUGGGGUUCAAACCAGCAGGCAUUGUCAGAUACAAGGGAUUAAAAGGCUUUUUAAUGUGGCUUAGUAGUGUACAGAAGAUUGGCUUACUUGUAUGAGCUCUUCUUUUGUCACAUUGAUCUUUAUUUUGCAUUGUGCUUAGUACAACAGAAACCAGAGGCUGAAGUCUUCUUUCCUGAAUCAUCUGACAGGACUUGGCCCUUUUAUUGCUUAGUAAAAUAUUUUUUUGUGAAGGAGGAAUUGAUUUUUGCCAGUGUUGCCACUGUUGAGUAAUAGCUGAAGAAUACCAAAUUGUAAUAAUUUCAUGAGCACUGUAUGUGGCCAAGUCAGUGAGAGGAAGUUACUAAACAGUGGGUUGUACUUCUUUAUAUGACUUUCCUGUAUAGAUGUAUUGAUCUAACCUAAUAGGGAGCUAGCUGAUGAAGGAAUAAAAGGCUGUUCAGUGGUUCCCCUGUGUCAGCUGUAUGUGACUAAACCCAUGAGGUGUUAAUUAUGGGAAUGAUAGCUCCAGUUCUGAGGGAUGCAGCUGAUGUGUCAGGAAGGUAAGCUAAAUAUCAUAGGAGGAUAAAGUUGGCAGGGACUGAUGGAGGAAAUGCUUCAACACCAAGGGAGACUUUGCAGAAGAUGGUGGAUGAAGAUGGGCCUCUGCAGCAGUAAAGAUGAUGACAUUGAAGAGGGAGAUCUCCCUGAACAUAAGAGGCCUCCAGCACCAAUAGAUUUCUCAAAAAUAGAUCCAGGCAAGCCUGAAAGCAUCCUGAAGCUGACAAAGAAGGGGAAGACUUUGAUGAUGUUUGUCACGGUGUCAGGAAAUCCCACAGAAAAGGAGACAGAAGAAAUCACCAGCUUGUGGCAGGGCAGCCUCUUCAAUGCAAACUACGACGUGCAGAGGUUUAUUGUUGGCUCCAAUCGGGCCAUCUUCAUGCUGCGGGAUGGUGGCUAUGCCUGGGAGAUCAAAGACUUCCUGAUAAAUCAGGAAAGGUGUGCAGAUGUUACUCUGGAAGGUCAGGUUUAUCCUGGCAAAGGAGCAGACGGAAAUGAGAGAGUGAAAAACAAAACAAAACCUGAAAAAGCAAAGAAAAAAGAUGCAGAGAAGAAGUCGAACAGCGUCAAAGAGGACAACCGAGCAACCAACAAGAGAGAGGAGCUAUGACAGCCACAGUACCCAGACUGAGUCCUGCUCUGCUGCUCCUUGAAGGGAAUCUGCUGAGGAGUCCUGGGUUUUGGGGAGGAAGGAAGCAGAGACUACUGAAGCUUAAAUUUAUGUUGAAAUUCACCAGUUUACUCAUUGCUGUUGGCC